Molecule: messenger RNA, 771 nt
Organism: Microsporum canis CBS 113480
Lineage: Eukaryota; Fungi; Ascomycota; Eurotiomycetes; Onygenales; Arthrodermataceae
Product: salivary gland secretion 1-PA
Exons: 1
Coding region: 1-771 (256 amino acids)
Source: RefSeq, a predicted model, not a curated record
AUGGCCACGGCAGCAGCAGACAAGUCUCCAAAGGAGCCCAGGGAGAAGGACUCCAGAGAUAAAGAGUCCAGGGAUGUGACAGAGUCCGAGACCGCGUCGAAUGCCACCACUCCGGCCCCCUACAGCACUCGCUCGCGGAACAGGGUCGGGGCCCGUAUCAACUAUGCUGAAGACAACACAGAGCUGGACGCAGAGCUCGACCAGCCCAUGCCUCCCGCCAGCACCAACGCCGGCAGCAGCACAAGAGGAACUCCCGGCCGCAAGCCAAGGGACAGGGACGCCGCGGCCCAGACCACCAGCGGCAACAUCAGCAGCAGCAACAGCAACAACCACAGCAGCAGCAACAGCAACAACCACAACAGCAGCAACAGCAACGAGAAACCGCCGGGCAUGAGCACGCGCAGGGCUGCGGCGGCCGCUGCUGUCAACGGCGCCGCGGCCAAGGACGGCAAAGAUACUGCCAUACCGGGCACCUCCAGCUUCUCCGCAAACCCAAACCCGGCCGUCGUCUCGAAGAAGAGGAAGCAGCCCGGGGCCAGCACGACGGUACAGAACGUCGUGCCCGCCAACGGAGGCGGCCAGGCCGGUAAGAGGUUCAUUGCCGCUGGUUCGCGCAAUUCGGAGGAGUCGGCCACCACUUCCAUGAUGACCUUUCGCCAUUCAAAGGCCAUGCUCAAGAACGGCAAACUAAAGGCUGACGACGGCACCCUCCUCGCCCCAAACGGUGUGUCCCUACUCCUCACCUAUAAUAUACUUCUAUAUACUGACUGA